AUGUGGAUGCGGUCACAAAUCUACUUAUUCUUCAUAUUGUUAAUCACUCCAUCACUUCCAAGACGAGGUGGUGGUGGUUUCGGAGGGCGAGGCGGAGGAGGAUGGGGAGGCAGAGGACGUGGAGGAGGAAUACGCCCACCAUAUAGACCACCACCAGUGCGACCGCGCCCAGGAGGCUUUGGUGGAGGUUUUCGUGGAGGACGUUUUGGAGGCUACGGAGGCUACAGAGGUUAUGGAGGUUACGGAGGGUUCCGUUCUGGCUAUGGGCUAGGAUCGAUAUCCAGAGGUCACUCGUUCCGGAAUGCACUUAUUGGAGGAGCGCUAGGAGCUGUUGGAGGUAUGCUAGCAUUCGAAGCAGGGCGUCAUAUUAUUCGUUCGAUGACAACACCAUUCAACUACGGUGGACGUGACUAUUACUGGGAUGAACAUCAGAACGCACAAAACGAUGAGAUGAUUUGCUCAAUUUCCAUAGAGGAUUUACAAAAGCUCUCAGAUGGAAAAGUGCAUGCACCACAAGUACGACGAGUGCGACAAUCGGAAAUGAAUCAAACGACAGUGUUAGCUCAAAACACCAGCGCUGCCACCAACCCAACCUCGACAAUGGACCCUAAUAAAGUAUUAGAAAAUUUGCAAUACAAAGAUGGCACGAAACCCAAACAAAUAACCUGGGCUUGCAAAAGACAUAGUGAGGUUUGCUGUGGUACGGAAUGCUGUCCAGCAGACGGUGUGUCGCCUAUGGCCAAAAGGAUAGGUUUAAUUAUACUUGUCGUCGCACUUCUGAUGCUUGGGAUUUGCUGCAUUGGUUGGAUCGCUUAUGCAAUGUGCCGGAAACCUAGCCCAGUACCGAGUGCAGCACCAAUGCCUGUGCAAUAUCCGCAACAGCAAUAUCCAUCUCCAGACCCAUACUACGACCAAAACUAUUAUGGUGGUGGUCCAGCUUACCCACCCUAUCCAAGCUAUGGUUAUCCUGAAUAUUAUCCCCAUUAUGUUCAAGAAGUUCCUCAACCCUAUCCAUAUCAAGCUUACCCUCCAUCUCCGUACUACCCUCCCGAAGGAUAUCCGCAGCCAGGCUAUCCUCCCGAAGGUUAUCCACCGCAAAACUAUCCCUACGGUAGCGAAGAAGGCCACCGACGACCGUUAAAUCAAAGACAGCAGCAGCAGCAGCGAAAGGAAAAAGACCAGUCUUCUACGCACAGCAAACCCUCAGCACCGGAACAUUAA
This is a messenger RNA of Necator americanus (New World hookworm), 1221 nucleotides long. RefSeq lists its product as uncharacterized. The coding region runs from base 1 to 1221 and encodes 406 amino acids. The transcript has 8 exons. Lineage: Eukaryota; Metazoa; Nematoda; Chromadorea; Rhabditida; Ancylostomatidae. The record is from RefSeq and is a predicted model, not a curated record.